GUGCGCGCUGAGGGGAAGGCACACGCGCGCGCUAUAUGCUGCAGAUGCGACUGGACGGGUUCAGGUUUGCGGGGAAUAACUACAAAAUCAACCUUCCUUGUGGUUUCUCAUUGGAGUCCGUCCUCACCACACAGGCACUUCUCAAACUCUGCAGAAUGAACAGGGCUUUUAACAGGAGAAAGGAUAAACCAAGUAUGCACACACCUGAAGCCUUGGUGAGAAGUCAUGUUGUGUAUAAUGCAAAGUUCUUGGGAAUCACAGAUGUGGAGCAGCCUAAAGGGACAGACAUGGUCCGUGUGGCUGUCAGGAAGCUGAAGUUUCAAAGGCACAUCAAGAAGUCAGAGGGGCAGAAAACUCCUAAAGUGGAGCUUCAGAUCUCUAUAUAUGGUGUGAAGAUAUUGGACCCUAAAACUAAGGAGAUGCAGCAUAACUGCCAACUUCACAGAAUGUCCUUCUGUGCAGAUGACAAAACAGAUAAAAGAAUCUUCACCUUUAUCUGUACAGAACCCGAGACGAAGAAACACCUGUGUUACGUGUUUGACAGUGAAAAAUGUGCGGAGGAGAUCACUCUUGCUAUCGGACAAGCCUUUGAUCUCGCCUACAAAAAGUUCCUAGAGUCUGGUGGAAAAGAUGUAGAGACGAGGAAACAGAUUGGAAACCUUCAGAAACGAAUUCAGGAUUUGGAGAUGGAGAACUCAAAACUGAAGAAGAAGCUUAAAGAGCUGGAGAAUCAGCUGAUGGAUCCUCGCUGCUCACCAAGGCCGUCUGCCUUGUCCUGGUGUGGUGAUGUCACAUCACUGUCCAGCCUAGAGAUCUCCUCUGUCACUCUAACGCCUGUCAGCUCACCCGAUUCCAGCCAAUCAGCAAGCUUGCUCACCCCUCCUCCUGCUAAGCCCGCCCAAUUACAGUCCACAAGUGGUUACAUCGUGCCACGACCUCGUGCUGGAAGCAUACAAGCUAGAGCGCCCUCCACUGACAUAUUUGAUAUGGUUCCAUUCACCCCUGAGUCUCCAAUAACAAGACGGUUGAAUUGUAACGGCAUCUCAUCUCCGUACCUGCUUCCAAAAGACAGAGAUAUAGACCUGUUUGGAGCAGAACCAUUUGAUCCGUUCAUUUGUGGACCUACUGUCUUCACCCCAGACAUCCAGUCCAAACUGGAUGAGAUGCAGCGGCAGAGAUGGAGGGGUUCCAAAUGGGACUGACUCUAGAGGGGACGGUGUUUUCCCUGGAUCAGGUGGACAGCCGAUGCUGAUUUUGGAAAUACAUUUUUAUACACGCUGUGAUUCUUGACCACAAAACCCUAAAAAAAAUCACAUAUUUAAUAUUUGUAUUUUGAAUUGAGUUUGAAAGAAAUGUAGCAGGAGCCUCAAAAAGGUCUGUAGAGGUCAUUUCUAUUUUUAUAUAAUAAAAUCAACAUUUAAGAUUGA
This is a messenger RNA of Rhinichthys klamathensis goyatoka, 1427 nucleotides long. RefSeq names its product GULP PTB domain containing engulfment adaptor 1b (gene gulp1b). The transcript has 13 exons. NCBI's taxonomy places the organism in Eukaryota, Metazoa, Chordata, Actinopteri, Cypriniformes, Leuciscidae. The record is from RefSeq and is a predicted model, not a curated record. Bases 36 to 1202 code for a protein of 388 amino acids.